GUCUGCAGUGCCUACGAGAGAAUCGGUACAGGCGUGCACCGCAGGCGCUUCCCCCAGGCUGCAACCCUGCAAGAUGGUUGGGGUACUCCUGCUGCUCCUCCUGUUCCCCCUUCUCCUGUACAUCGCCGCGCCCCAUAUCAGGAAAAUGCUUGCCAAUGGGGUGUGUGCAUCAACUGUGCAGCUUCCAGGGAAGGUAGUUGUGAUCACUGGAGCCAACACAGGCAUUGGAAAGGAGACGGCCAAGGAGCUGGCUCAAAGAGGAGCCCGUGUAUAUUUAGCUUGCCGAGAUGUGCAAAAGGGGGAGUUGGUGGCCAAAGAGAUCCAGAAUGUGACAGGGAACAAACAGGUGCUGGUGAGGAAACUGGACUUGGCUGAUACUAAAUCUAUUCGAUCCUUUGCUGAGGACUUCUUAGCAGAGGAAAAGCAUCUCCACAUUUUGAUCAACAAUGCAGGAGUGAUGAUGUGUCCCUACUCCAAGACAGCUGACGGCUUUGAAAUGCACAUAGGAGUCAACCACUUGGGCCACUUCCUCCUGACCCAUCUACUACUGGACAAGCUGAAGGAAUCCGCCCCAUCAAGGGUGGUGAAUGUGUCCUCCUUAGCCCAUCAUAUGGGGAGGAUCCACUUCCACAAUCUGCAGGGGCAAAGGUUCUAUAGUGCUGGCUUGGCAUACUGUCACAGCAAGUUGGCCAACAUUCUUUUUACCAAGGAACUGGCCCAAAGGCUAAAAGGCUCUGGCGUUACGGUGUAUUCUGUACACCCUGGCACGGUCCACACUGAACUGACCCGGCAUUCAUCUUUCUUACGAUGCGUGUGGUGGAUUUUGUCUGCCUUCAUCAAGACCCCUGAACAAGGAGCACAGACCAGCCUACACUGUGCCUUAACAGAAGGUCUGGAGAGUCUAAGUGGACAUCACUUCAGUGAUUGCCAGGUGGCAUGGGUUUCUCCCCAGGGUCGAAAUAUGACAACAGCAAGGCGGCUAUGGGAUGUCAGCUGUGACCUGCUAGGCCUCCCUAUGCACUGAUGGUUGGCUGGUGAUGAUUGGGCCUGAGAAGCUGACUUGCCAGAAUGAUUCUUCAGGGUGGCUAAAACUUUAUACAGAAAGAAAGAAAGAAAGAAAGAAAGAAAGAAAGAAAGAAAGAAAGAAAGACCUUUCAUCUUCGCCUGAUAUCUGAUUUAAAAAAAAAACAAAACAACCCUGUAUACUGCCGUAUUCAUCUAAAAAUGCCUUGCAUUUACUUUGCUCCAGUUACUGCCAGAGUUACUAGCAAUAUCAUAGGAAGACCCUCAUAUGACCUGCAAGCUCAUAUCUUCUGGAACCUAUGAGCCAGGAGAGAAUCUAAGCUCUGACACCGUUGAUUUAUGGCAAUUUGGACUAGUUUCUACUUUCUUUAUUCACAGUGUAGUUUCUCCCUAACAGCAAACCUUCUCUUUAAGAGGACCGCAUUGCAGCCUCAUCUGAGUUUCAAGGGUCAGAGUGGCUUGUCCCUUACCUCUUAAGAAAAUCAUCAUGAUGCAAUUUGUCAACAUCUAGGUUCCAUGAGGAAACUCUUAACGAAAUCUGGAUUGUGGCAUGGCUUUAGCUCUAAGGACCUGGAGCCACUGUUACUAUGACACUACUAUGUCUAAACCACAGAAGAGCUUCCUUUUCUAAAAAGUUUGUAGGGCUUGAGGGAAAAGUAGAAAUGAAAAUCUAGUUUAAACUCUCCCCACCCCCCCGUUAUUUCAGAAACCAGUGGGGAAAAAAAAAGAAAAGACUGGCCCCUGACUUCACUUACUACCUACCCCCCAACCCUGGCCCUGUGGAGGCCUCUUUUUUUGUGCCUUAGAGAACCAGAAGAACCAAGAGGAUAUUUGGCGAUUGUCACUGAUUAUUUUCAUGUGCACAUAUGCAACUGGGAGUAUUUUCAUGACAUUCAAAAUAGUCAUAGAGAAAGUAUUGAACAGGUCAAAUGAUUAAAGGUGGAGCAAGUCAGAGUCAUCCAGUCUGGUACAAACAGGUAGAGUUGCAGAGGGAAGUGGACUCUGUUUAUAUUAACUAUCCAUCAAGCAACACAAGCUUAGUAGGGAAGAAGUAAGAGAGGAGUGCUGGGAGAUUAUAUAUGCGAUGAAAGUGUGUGUUAGGAAGUUACGAUUUAAAAAAAAAAAAAACAACUAGAAGGAUAAUAUCCAGCUGUAAAGAAAAUGAGGGUGAACACCUGAGUUAGCGAGACAGGCACUAUCUAAGAGUCAAGCAGUGUGGCAGAGAAAGAAAGAAAAAGAAUCCCAUAUUUUUCCCCCUUAAGGACUGACAGGUAAUCGCAAUGAAUUUAAUCACCUUUCAGGGCACUCCUUAUCCUUAUAUUAUCUUGACAUGGCUAAAAUGUAUGCUUGACAAAGCGUACCUUACAUUUGAAGAACUUUGGUUGAAAGUAAUGCUACCAAAGGAGAUCUAAGGAAUUGGUAGUGAUCCUAUUACUUGUUUGGAAUGUUUUUUCUACUAGAGUUGGUGAUUUUCUUGGAAAUGUGUUAGAACAGUAGCAGAGUUACAGGUCCACAACACUCAUAUUUGUAAAUCUUUGGCUGAACUUGUUUUGACCAUUAAACUUUACAUUCAGAAAAAUAUCACUUUAUGAAAAUCUGGAAACUUUUGAUAAGAGUGCAGUAGAAUAACUGAACUAAUGUUUUAAUUUAUAUUGAAUUGUGAAUGACAAAUAAAAAUUUCUUUUGAUUA
This is a messenger RNA of Erinaceus europaeus (western European hedgehog), 2713 nucleotides long. It is a transcript of the gene RDH11, whose product is annotated as retinol dehydrogenase 11. Bases 74 to 1024 code for a protein of 316 amino acids. The transcript is spliced from 7 exons. The record is from RefSeq and is a predicted model, not a curated record. NCBI's taxonomy places the organism in Eukaryota, Metazoa, Chordata, Mammalia, Eulipotyphla, Erinaceidae.